AUGGCGCACGGUAUAUCGAACCCAUAUGCGACGAAGCAGGCCCUGCAUCUCGUAGAAUCCGAAUUCGGCUCUAGACAAGGUCCGCGUCUGAGAAAGGCCGAUCCAUCAGCCGCACAAGAGAAGCCGAUGGCCAUGAUCCCCCGCAACGGCAGCGUUACACAUACCGCAAUACCAAAACCAAACUUCGUUGAGGGCCGUGGCAUUCCUGGGUAUGCCGCCGUCCGCUUCACAGACUGCGCGUCACAGGAAGAAGCGGGUCGCCUGCUGGGACAGGCCAAAACGCACUCCUCAAGGGCUGCCGCGCACGGCGAUACGUUCCUCCAAGCGCAAAUCGGGCUUUGGCGCAAAUACAGCAAGGUGUCUUUUGUGUCCGUGGGAUGUAAGCAGAAAAAGCCCUGGCUUGACCAAGGCAUUCGCAUUCUUAUACGCACCGUCGAUCGAAGCCUCGCGAAGGCCGCUGCAUAUCUUCGCAAGGUCGACGAGCCGGCCUAUAAUCGCAUGCGCUGCAGUCAUAGGGAUAUAUCUAAACUUGCUGUUUCCGGCGUCGACCAGCUUCGUGCCGCUGAGGCUCAUAAGACAUAG
Messenger RNA from Alternaria atra, 582 nucleotides. RefSeq lists its product as uncharacterized. The coding region runs from base 1 to 582 and encodes 193 amino acids. The transcript has 2 exons. The record is from RefSeq and is a predicted model, not a curated record. NCBI's taxonomy places the organism in Eukaryota, Fungi, Ascomycota, Dothideomycetes, Pleosporales, Pleosporaceae.